CCGGAGAUUCACAUUUUACUGCAAGAUAACGGAAGAUAAGUGGAAUUAGUUGGCUUCGGUUCCCGCGAGGGAAGCUCCGGUCAAAUAACGCGCCUCUUUCUCUUGUUCUCAACUCAAUUCUCUCCUUCACCUACGGCGAAGGGGCUAAUCCGAAAGCCGUAAUGGAAGCGGCAAUGGGAUUGAUGCGCAGAAUUCCCCCAAAGCACACCGAUACUGCUCUCUCUGCGCUUCUCAGCCUUCUCCCUCAUCACUCAUCCGAUCUCCUAUCUCAAGUUGAUCAGCCACUCCAGGUUUUGUGCGACGUGGACUGUGGGAAAGAGUUCAUUUUGUGUGAAUAUAACCGAGAUGCUGAUUCUUACAGAUCACCCUGGUCGAAUAAAUACUAUCCACCAUUGGAAGAUGGGUCCCUCCCUUCUUCAGAUUUGAGGAACCUUGAAAUUGAAGCAAAUGAGAUAUUUGCCGUAUAUUGUGACCAAUAUUAUGAAGGUGGCACUUCAUCGGUUUACAUGUGGGAAGAUGACAAUGAAGGCUUUGCUGCCUGCUUUUUAAUUAAGAAAGAUGGCUCAAAGACUGGGCAGGGUCGACGGGGCUAUUUAGAGGAAGGAGCAUGGGAUGCCAUACAUGUUAUAGAGGUGGGACCUGAGGAAGAAGGAACAACCAAUUAUCGUUUAACCAGUACAGUGAUGCUGACUUUGACUACAAAUAAUGAGUCAUCUGGAACUUUUAGUUUGUCUGGAUCAAUUAGAAGACAGAUGAGCAUGAGACUGUCAGUUGCUGAGGGACAUAUUUGUAACAUGGGAAGAAUGAUUGAAGAAAUGGAGAGUAAACUGAGGAACUCACUAGACCAGGUAUACUUCGGCAAGACAAGAGAAAUGGUCUGCACACUGCGACCUCCAUCUGAAGUGGCGCAAAUGAGAAUGCCUGAGAGCUGAUUGGACUUUGCAUGGUGUUGCAGAUAUAACUACACAUUUGUCUGUUCUUCUGAAUGCUUUAACUUGCUUGCUGAUUAUGUGUUCUGCAUCUGGCAUUGAUAGUCUCACAUGGAUAGGAAGAGAGGAUUGUUGGAGAGGCAUUGUUUGUAGAGUACUGUGUUUACUAUCGAAAGGUAUACUGUUUCUUGUAACACUCAAGCGGAACUGUCAAAUUCAUCAGAUGACGUGUAAUUGUUGAAGCCCUUCUAUAUCUGGGCUUAUUGCCUGUGAACUGAUUACAACUCAUGUAAACACUACAGUGUUUCAACGAAAUUAUUUGACUUUGAGUAUAGUA
Neltuma alba is the source of this 1266-nucleotide messenger RNA. RefSeq names its product probable F-actin-capping protein subunit beta. Gene Ontology annotation, biological process: barbed-end actin filament capping; actin cytoskeleton organization; cell morphogenesis. Lineage: Eukaryota; Viridiplantae; Streptophyta; Magnoliopsida; Fabales; Fabaceae. Gene Ontology annotation, cellular component: cytoplasm; F-actin capping protein complex. The coding region runs from base 162 to 932 and encodes 256 amino acids. Gene Ontology annotation, molecular function: actin filament binding. The transcript is spliced from 8 exons. The record is from RefSeq and is a predicted model, not a curated record.